This is a messenger RNA of Aureobasidium namibiae CBS 147.97, 843 nucleotides long. Its product is annotated as ribose 5-phosphate isomerase A. The annotation marks the transcript as partial. Gene Ontology annotation, biological process: D-ribose metabolic process; pentose-phosphate shunt, non-oxidative branch. The transcript has 2 exons. The record is from RefSeq and is a predicted model, not a curated record. Lineage: Eukaryota; Fungi; Ascomycota; Dothideomycetes; Dothideales; Saccotheciaceae. Gene Ontology annotation, molecular function: ribose-5-phosphate isomerase activity. Gene Ontology annotation, cellular component: intracellular membrane-bounded organelle.
GCUGCAGUCGCUGCUGCCGUCGACAUGAUCGAGCAGGCCAAGCGCAAGGCCGCCUACCGCGCUGUCGCCGACCACUUCAAUUCCGAUAUGCAGUUUGUUGGCAUUGGCUCUGGAAGCACAAUCAUCUACGGUGUCGAGGCUAUCAAGGACUGUCUGGCCAAGAACCCUCCCAAGAACGGUCGCUACAUCUUCUUCAUCCCUACCGGCUUCCAAUCGAGAAAGGUCAUCGAGCAGGCUGGCCUGAUGCCUAUGGGCUUCGACAGUUUGCCCGAGAACGUCAUGUUGGAUGUUGCCUUUGACGGUGCCGACGAGGUUGACGACGACCUAAACUGCAUCAAGGGUGGUGGUGCUUGCUUGUUCCAGGAGAAGCUGGUUGCGACCCGCGCAAAAAAGUUUGUCUGCAUUGCUGACUACCGCAAGAACCAGACCCGCCUGGUGACAAAGUGGCCCUCAAUACCCAUUGAAGUCGCUCCCAUCGCCCAUGCCACCGUUAUGCGCCAGCUCAAGCUCAUUGGGUCCAUCGAGCCCGUACUUCGUGAACACACCCUUGCAAAGACCGGUCCCGUCCAGACAGACCAAGGCUUCUAUAUCAUCGACGCUCCCUUCAAGCCCCUCCUUACCCAGGAUGACAUCAAGAACGGCAAGGACGGCUCUGGCAAGGAUGGUCAAUGGGAGGUCACUGCUCUUGCCCACAAGAUCAAGUCCAUUUCUGGUGUUCUCGAGGUUGGUCUCUUCUUCGGCCCCAACGGUUACGAGGUCCAGGCUGCUGGCGGCCAGGGAGGUCAGAAGCCCGUUGCCGCUUACUUUGGUAACGAGGACGGUUCUGUUAGUGUCAAGGAGGCA